AUGCUCAAACCCAAGGACCUGUGCCCCCGAGCGGGUACGCGCACCUUCCUGGAGGCCAUGCAGGCGGGCAAAGUGCAUUUGGCCCGCUUCGUGCUGGACGCACUGGACCGCAGCAUCAUCGACUGCCGUGCGGAGCAGGGCCGCACGCUGCUCAUGGUGGCCGUGGGGUUGCCGGACCCCGCGCUGCGCUCGCGCUUCGUGCGAUUGCUGCUUGAGCAGGGUGCAGCCGUGAACCUGCGGGACGAGCGCGGCCGCACUGCACUCAGCCUGGCGUGCGAGCGAGGCCACCUGGACGCCGUGCAGCUGCUGGUGCAGUUCAGUGGAGACCCCGAGGCGGCGGAUUCGGCUGGCAACAGCCCGGUGAUGUGGGCGGCGGCGUGCGGCCACGGGGCGGUGCUCGAGUUCCUGGUGCGCUCCUUCCGCCGCCUUGGCCUGCGCCUCGACCGUACCAACCGUGCGGGCCUUACAGCGCUGCAGCUGGCCGCGGCCCGUGGCCACGGGACCUGUGUGCAGGCCCUCACCGGGCCAUGGGGCCGCGCCGCCGCAGCGGCGGCGGCCCGGGGUUCCAACUCUGACAGCCCGCCCGGCCGCCCGCCCCCCGCGCCCAGCCCGGAGCGUCGACGACCCAGCCCCCGCCGCCUCCCGCGGCCUCUCCUGGCUCGCUUUGCACGAGGGACGGGCGGCCAUGGCCACGGUGGCGAGGCUGGCUCAGCAGGCAAGAGUUCGGGGCGGCACCGGGCUCAGGGCAGUGAGCGACCCGAGCUGGGCCGGAGCAUGAGCCUGGCGCUGGGUGCGGUGACCGAGGAGGAGGCGGCCCGUCUACGGGCAGGGGCCUUGAUGGCCCGACCAAACUCGCCCCAGUCUUCAGGGACUGGGCGGUGGCGCUCACACGAGGUGCUAGAAGGAGCGCCUCCAUCCCUGGUGCAAGCGCCCAUUGGUCUUAGCCCCCACCCAGAGGGCGGCCCUGGCUCUGGCCGCCUGGGUUUGCGCCGACGCUCCACAGCACCAGACAUCCCCAGCCUAGUCGGAGAGGCGCCUGGGCCUGAGACUGGCCUGGAAUUAGAGGCCAACGCUCUGCCCCUCUCGGCCCCCGGGUCGAAGCCUUGGCAGGCAGGUACGGAGGCUGUGGUGCUGCAGGCUCAGCGGUAA
Molecule: messenger RNA, 1149 nt
Organism: Otolemur garnettii (small-eared galago)
Lineage: Eukaryota; Metazoa; Chordata; Mammalia; Primates; Galagidae
Gene: ANKRD63
Product: ankyrin repeat domain 63
Exons: 1
Coding region: 1-1149 (382 amino acids)
Molecular function (GO): protein binding
Source: RefSeq, a predicted model, not a curated record